This is a messenger RNA of Rotaria sp. Silwood1, 228 nucleotides long. The record is from the annotation of a GenBank genome assembly. Lineage: Eukaryota; Metazoa; Rotifera; Eurotatoria; Philodinida; Philodinidae.
AUGAGUUGUAAAAAUAGUAAAGUUAGUGCAACACAUCGAUCAAGAGAUCGACGUCUUAACUAUGAUGAUGAUGACGAUAACUAUAGCAAGAAUGACGUCAUAUUUUCACAGCAAACUAUAGAUGAUGAUGCUAUCAUUGCUAACCUAACUGGUGAAGAUGGUCAUAUUCCAAUUCUAGUUGCUGAUCCACAAGCAUUCAAUAAUUCAUCUGUUCAACAACAUCAAUAA